Fusarium redolens is the source of this 1002-nucleotide messenger RNA. RefSeq names its product acyl-CoA N-acyltransferase. NCBI's taxonomy places the organism in Eukaryota, Fungi, Ascomycota, Sordariomycetes, Hypocreales, Nectriaceae. Gene Ontology annotation, molecular function: acyltransferase activity, transferring groups other than amino-acyl groups. The record is from RefSeq and is a predicted model, not a curated record. Bases 228 to 914 code for a protein of 228 amino acids. The transcript has 4 exons.
GGGGUAAUAAGUCGUCCCUGCUUCGGUCUCCUUGUUAGUCUCGUGGGAGUUGAAUCCGGCCCAGUUCGUGAGAGAACGGGGACAUGGCAUUACUCACCCUUGAUCCUAUUUCAUACGAAAGCACCUCUCUUCCACUGUAGACUUCCCGAUCCUGUGAACAAGAAUAUUGCUGCAUUUCGGAAACCUACCGACACUCCAUCCAGUAUUCUACCAAUUAAUCCUUCAAUAUGGGGAUUUAUAUCACCGACCUUACCGAGGCAGACAUCCCAGGUGCAGUGGAGGCAGUGCAACAAGCUUUUGUUGGAGAUCCUUAUAACGUAUGGGUUUAUGACCAAGCGAAAUUCGACCGCCAGCGGAAUUUUGAGUCUCUUGCCAUUCGAAUGAGGUGGGGAAUGCGCAAUGGGAUCUUUCACGUUGCCAAAGAAGAAAACAGUGAUAAAGUGCUGGGCGUGGCUAUGUGGUUACGUCCCCAACCAGCAGAUCAGCCUUCAACAUGGAGUGACUGGUUUGAGAGCUGGAGACUAUACCUUGGACAAAUACAGAUGAAUCUGUGGUAUGGCCGUGGAGGAUUGAAUGUCAAGCGAUAUUAUAUCUGGAAGGAUGCCCAAGCCAGCGCCCAAUCGACUCUCUGGACAGAUCCUCGGGGCUACUACUUUCUGAACAUCAUGGUUGUAGUCCCUGAGGCUCAAGGUAAAGGAGUCGGGGCCAAGUUGAUGAAGGCUGUUACAGACGAAGCCGAUGCUAAGAACAUGAGAUGCUACUUAGAGUCAAGCCGCGAUGUCCCGAACAUAGCUAUCUACGGACGUCUAGGGUUCAAGUUCCAGAAGGAAAUGGUUUGCGAUGAUGAUGGCGAUGCAAUUAAGUUAUUCACAAUGAUAAGAGAACCACAUGCUGAGCCAUCCAGCGGGAGGUAGACCUCAAGUGUUGGAUGGCAAAAGUACAUAGGAACCAGCCUUUUAAUACAGCAUGACCAUAUCUUGUCUUUAUUUGGCUUCUAGUGCC